Molecule: messenger RNA, 10784 nt
Organism: Chelonoidis abingdonii (Abingdon island giant tortoise)
Lineage: Eukaryota; Metazoa; Chordata; Testudines; Testudinidae
Source: RefSeq, a predicted model, not a curated record
AAAAAUCCAGGAGAGAUGACUCCUCUUCUCCUCCUCUCUUCUACUAAAGAAGGUGAGCUGUCUGGCUCUGAAACCUGAGCAGGUUCCUGAGAGUAAGCCCCAAAGUAAAUUUCUCCCCUCAAAAUCCUCCUGAAGCUGCAAUACCCUUCACUCCUUUGAGUAAGUAAUUAUGGAUGAAUGGAACAAGCCUGAUAAGGACAAAAAUAUUAGCAACAGAGACCUCAGGAUCUAUAACAUUCAAGAACCAAAGGGCUCUUGAUGCCACUGUAGCAUCCUUUGCCAGGGAUAUGGUUAUUCCCUUCAAAGGGGAGUUCUAUAAAUAUUUCUGUUCUUUAUUUGGGGAUAAAUCAGAUGAUAUAGUCUCUUCAUAUGGAGAUAACUCUCUUUCCAUUCCACUAUUAUUUCAGGAGGAUGUUAAAUGGAAGAUACUAAAAUGAGACUUCUUUAAAUCAGCAGGCCCAGAUAACUUGCAUCCAAGUUGUUUUUAGAGAGCUGGCUGAGAAGUUUACUGGAUCAUUGUUAAUUUUCAGUAAGUCUUGGAGCACCAGGUAUGUUGGCAGACCACCCUCCAUUCCUUUUUUUUUUUUUAAACUGUUGUGAUUACCAGGAGUGCUAAUAAGCAUGGAGAUCAAGUUAGAUGUUCUAGUCUCUACGUGUAUCAAACAUAGGAAACCUUGGCCUCGAAUCUCUUGGCUGGGACAGGAAAAAGAAGCUAUUUUUCUUUUAGAUGAUAAAUGUAUAAGUGAAAUUAACCUGUUAUCAGGAAAGACAAAGAAGAAAAUUCCUCAACUUCAAUCAUUGUUGAAAAAUGUUGUCGUCUUAGCAACAUCAAGAAAUGGUGCUUGGUUGGCAGGAAUAGUUACAACAGGAGAACUAUUUAUUUGGAAUAAAGACCAGGACUAUCUGAAAAUUGUACCAGCAAUUGAAGAAUCUAAUAAGGUGGUUACAGCAGCACAAGAGUGCUCCAUGAGAUUGUAUCUGUAUGUCUCAGGAGAUGGGAACAAGGUGCUAUUCAUUACACCUACUGCAUGUAUCUUUCUGUGGGAGAGCACAGAAUGCAAAAAUAUAUCCUCUCCUAAAAAUCCUUCACCGGCUGGGCGUUGGUCACAAAUUGUUCCUGAGGAAUCAGUUAUAUUGCCUUCCUCUGAAGAUAAAGAAACUGGAAUGAGUGCUGAUUUCAUCAAAAAUGAGAUACUAGGUGACUGCUGCAUGUGCUCUUUCGUGUUUUAUUCUGGAGAAUGCUUGAUGCUGACAUUUUUGGCCCUGCGGUGGCAUGAAAACAGCUUCAAAUACAUUAGUUCUUUACCUUAUCAUAUCCACUGGGCACAGCAAGCAUGUUCCCUGCUCACUCUGGUUCCAGUGUGUGCGUCAGUAAAGUCGAGAGGAGCUUUGCUUACUGCAUUUUCAAGGGAUGGACUUUUACUGGCAGUAGCCGUUAAUCAAAAUGAUCCAAAGGCAACUCAGAUUUUGUUUAUAAAUACCUUGAAUUUUGUUACUGUUUCUGGUAUCCUUAAAGGUUGUAGUAGCAAGAAUCAUGUGGUUGCAUCCAAAUUUGUCAGGUCAUACUGGGUAGGUGACAUGAGCUGGACUCCUGAUAGUCUUUUUCUGGCUUGCAUGUUAAAACGUGGCUCCUUGAUAUUAUUGACUUGUAUGGGUGAAUUGCUGACCUUGGUUACUUCUGGUUGCUCUAUAGAAUUUGGACCAGCAGAGUUUAUUCCCUUUCAUCCACUAAUAACGUACAGACCGCAGCAGUCUCUCUCUCAAGAUUCUAGUCAUUCUCUUGGUUCAUCUGCCUCUGAAAGUGAUCUAAUGAGACAGAGAUUUUCUGUAACAUCACACUCAAGAUUACCCUACCUUAUUGUCUCUGAUGGGUAUAUGGUUACAGUACUUAAGUUUUCUGAUAAUCUUCUACCAUCUGGAGUUAUGAGGUCACUUCUACUUGAUUCAGCCCAGAGGCUUGAAAAGAUGCAUCAGAGUCUGAUGACACCUAAGCCUAAAGGGAAAAGGCUGCAGUUGCGAUCCUUGGCUUCUUUAAAAGCUAGCCUAUUGAAACAACAUCAAAACCAAAAUUCUACCCUUUCUACCAUUCCAAAAUUCCUGCAAGAAGAAGAAACAGCAGAACUGAGGGAGAAAGCAGCAGAUUUACAGGAUUAUGAAGACGAAUAUGAUCAUGACAAGCAAUUUCAAAAUAACUCUUCUACUUUCUGCAGCCAUGGACCAAAUUCAUUUUUCAGUAGAGCUGAUCAAGGCCGGUUGGAAUUUGCAUCAAUGUUUGACACUGUUCAUGCAAAAGAUGAUACUGAUGCAAAAGAUGAUCUAACUAUGGAACUAAAUUCAAUUCAGAAAAACCUUCUUGCAGCCUGGGGGAUAGGGAUUUCAAAAAAUGUGCAAGAAAAAGAUAUGCUGUUGAAUUACGCAGUAGGUUGCAUUACCCACCUUUUCAAUAUUCUCCAGUUCAUUAAAAGCCCUUUACUAACCCAUGAUGCAUUUUUAAACAAGUCUGAAAAAUAUAAACUAUGGAUGCAUGCUAUCUUAAAACAUUUUCAGCAGUUUUUAACUGUCCUGUACUGGGAUGUGAGAGACAGACAGACAGUUGGGCAUUUGGUAAAGCUGACAUCAUGGACUGUAAAACUGAUGAUUAUUCAGCACCAAGAUCAGUUAUUCUCAGAAUACCUUUUGGGGUGCUUCUGUUUGCUGAAGAUGGUUGCACAUAGUCUAAAUGGGAAGUUCACACCUUGUUAUGAAAUAAUGUCUACAUCCUCUGAUGUUAACAGUGCUGUAGAGCUUGACUCCCUGAUUGUGCCUAUUUUUCAAGUUCUUGAUGGGAGCAGUGCUCAGAAAUUUCGCUCACUGAAUUCUCUGCUUAAGAUACCUCCUCAGGCAGUAAAACUUGGUGAAAAGCCAGACAACAGGUUGAUGAUAUUGUGGCGGUUAUUAUAUAAACAAGUGCUUUGGUAUCAGACUCAACUAAACAGAAAAAUAUCUAAGGAUGGCAAGUCAUUAACUGAAAGGAAGAUUAAACAUGAAGAAUCCAUUGUUGCACAACUUCUAGGUCAUAUACAGGCAGUCCUGCAGUCUUCAGGAGAGACCUUGGAACAAACCUGGAAGCUCAGUUCUGUGAUUGGUGAGGAGCAAUUUCUUUUAGGCUCGUAUGAAGAAUCUGUGGAUCUGUGGAAGAGGGCUCUUCGAGAAACCAAAGCAAAAGGAGAAAAGAGGACACAGUUUCUUCAAACUAGGUAUUAUCUUGCUAUAUUAUAUUGCCACCUGUAUCACUACAACUUAACUGAGGCUCAGGGGCUGAGUGACCAUCUUGUGAGAGAGAUACUAAGACGAUCUCAGCUGUCUGUAAGACAGACAGAAGAUUUUUCUGAUGCUGAAUAUUCUCAAUAUGAAUUGUGGAUGAUAAGAGAUGUUCAUCCUGAAGCUGCAAUGGCAGUAAUACAGUCCAUGGCACGAUUCAUGGCUGCCUACUUCACUAAUCAUCUGCUUUAUAUACUUCCCCCACAUAAAGUCGACAUUCUACCUCCACUUCACAUCAACCAAGACCGGUUCCCUCGAGUUGUUCCACUGCAGCACUCUUUGGUCACCAGUGCUGUUAGAGACCAGAACCUUUCUUCUGUAUGGACAGCUGAAUAUGCUCUUGACUUGCUCUUUGUGGGUGGACUGAUUCCAGAGGCUGUGUGGCUAGCACACGAACUUGGAGACUGGAAAAUGUCUGUUUCAAUAGGUGUGGCCUAUAAUCUGUACUGUCAAAGUGAUGGUGACUUCUUGAGGUCAGAGAAAAUGGAUUUACAUCUGCCUUUGAACUUGACUCCAACACAAAUUUUUCAGGAAAAACUACAGUCUUUCUUGGGACAGCCAGUCAGUUUUGAAACAUCAAAUGAAGGAACUAAAUAUAAACAAUUUACAGAUCCCAUUGAAGAGGAAGAUUCAAAUGUCCUGUUUGGUUCAGUGCAAGAAAUACUGAAAGCAGCUGUUAUGGCAGAUGCAGACAUUCUCUCAGAAACAUUUCAACUUUUGAUAGACUCUGCCAAGGACCUCACCAGAAAAUUGUGUGGUUUAGUGCCUGAUGGGCUGUAUCUUCCUGCACCACCAUUAUACUGUCCACAGCCAGCUUCUCUCAGUGAAAAAGACUGCAAUGACUCUGCUUUAAAAAUUGAGAGAGAUUAUCGUCAAAAGGUGUCUGGGGUCCUUCAGCGAAUUCUGCUGCUCUUCCGGGCUGCUCGUUGUUCCUGCCCAGUAGCACAGUGGUAUAUUGUACAACUGAAAUGGGCAAGAAAAGUAAUGCAAAAGAUUCGAAUGAAAGGCACUCUUCCUUCUUUAAGUUCAUUUCCUGAAAGUUUGCUUCAUUAUUCAAAAUUUAGUACAGUAUUCUUUAGACCUGCAUCUUCUGGAGACCAUCGCUUUGAUGAUGUUUCUUGUAAAACAAUAGGUUGCUUCAGAGAAUUAUGUGCAUUGUGUUGGAUGCUACACGUUCGUGAAAGGUUGUCUGACAGUUGCAGACACUACCAAACUGCAAGAGAAAGUGUGGGUAAUCAAAAGGAUUGCAAGAAGGCUGAGUAUGAUGCCUGUAUAGUUGAGCAUUGUCUCAGUGCAGUGGAAUGGGCUUGUCGAAUGCUCCCUUUUGCUAGGUUUAUGAAUGUUGAAGAACUUGUUCAGGAUAUAAUUCUGAGUCUUGUUGGAGAAUUACCACCAAUCAGAAAGGUGGCAGAAAUUUUGGUGAAAGCAUUUCCUAAUUCUGAAGAUGUAAGAGUUCCACUAAGGGAUAAAUAUCAUGCUCUUCAGCAGCGACUUAGACACUGUAUUGUCAGAGGAUCCAAAAGUGAAGAAAUGAUGUCUGUUAUUAUCCAAGCCACCCACAAAGUGAGGCUGAAAGCGCUGAAACGUGUAAUAAGGAACAUAGGUCCCAUUGAAAUGAGUAUCUGGGAGCCAUCGGAAGAGGAAACACCGGAUGAUGAGGCACAUUGCUAUGAUAGAUUCUCAUUAGGGACCAGUCUAAGCAGAAGUACACUCUCAGAUUGUGGAAAUCCUCAAGUAUAUAGUGAUGCUGAAACAGCGGAUUCACUCUCUGAAGCUUUGCUUACGGAAGAAACAAGAAAUCAAGCACCUUCACCUCGGAGGGGGACACAGCCUCACACAGAAGAACAAACUGGUAGUAAGAAAACUGCAUAUAAGAUAAAAUAUCUUAAUUGGAAAGCAAAACAUAAAGAAUACAGUAAAGUUUUGUCUAAUCAACAUACUUUGCCUGUGGUAGGUGCAUGGGAAUUUGAACGUGAUGAUGAUGAAUAUGUUAAGUUCUUAGAUCUCUUUUUGAGUUACAUACUUGAAAGAGACUUUAAUUGCAGUGAUCCUGGGAUUCCUUUUCUGACCAGCUUUUCUGAACUCCUUAGAGAACAUGAACUACACUCUCUCCUUUUUGAUGUUCAUACAACCCUGAAACGUCGACAGGGCAAAACUAAUAGCCAGAAUGUGUUUAGAGCUGGUUGCUGCUAUGCUGUUACUCUUGCAUCUUGUGAUUUCAAACCAGCUUCCUUGUGUAACGAAAAGCAAAAACAUUUGGAAAACCAAAUGUCUGUUUCAGUUGUACAACCAGCAGACUCCUCGGUGUGUGAUUCAGUGAAUGGACUAAAGAAAUACAAGGGAAAGAGAAGUUUAUUUGGUCUAAACCACCUGUCAGUUUACAGAGCACAAGAUAAAAAGCAAGAAAUAACUAUUACACCCAUAACCCAGACCUUGUCUGACAAUGCUUGCUCUAAUAUACAAACUUCAGUGACCUGUAAAUAUAUGUACAAAACAAUUCAUAUGAAUGAUGUUAUACCAAGAGAGGAACUUGGUCUAGAACUGAAGAAUAAAUUUAGCAAUAUUGCAAGACUGCUUGAAUGGAUGAUCAGAUGGUCUGAUAGGAGAUUGCUAUGUGAUACCAACAAAAUAGAGUCAUUUCAAGAGAGCUGUCCAAUGAUGCAUGUCAAAACAUCAGCAGCUGCUAUACUUACAUCAUUAUGGCUUUUAGGACGACCCUAUUGUGAUAAAUUGCAAGCUAGGAUCACUAGUUUUAAGAGUCCAGAUUAUCAGUACCUAAUGAACUCUGCAUCCCUACCAGAAACUAGACCCAAGAUACAGAAAGAAAGCAGUAUGGAUACAGACUGUUCUCCAGCAACAGAAACGCCACAUGCUGUCCAGGAUGUAAAUGCUUACGAUGAACUUUGUGAAAAUGUUUUAGGAAUAUCUACAAAAACAAAACAUUCUGAAAAGAAUGAAAUGAAUGAGAGUCAUUCUGUAACUCACAGUACAGAAGAAGGAGUAAUAGGUUUUGAUGAAGAAGUGGGAGCGUUCCUGCAGGAGGACGUAGAUGCAACUUCAGAAAAUGAAGAGCUCUUUGAAGAACCAUUUGGAGUUCCAAAAAGUCCCAGUAUUUCUGUCAGCGUUAAACCUGUACAACAACAAAAAGAGGAGCAUAUCUCCACUCUAGAUGUAGAAUCUCCAUGGGAAGAACCCAUGAUGGAAAAGUUAGAAGAAAAAAAAGCCAAACAAAAUGGUAUGACUGAGACUGUUUCCAGCACCAUUCCUCAUGCAUUCUGUUUAGAAAUGAAUGCAGAUGUUCCUAGUAACAUAAAGAUUUGUGUAUGUGAUGAUCAACCUUCUUUCACUGGUAUAUCAAGUGUUCCCUAUAAUGGUCCGGUGUGUUCAAAGAAGCAAGUGGUCCAGGAAGGAGAGCAGAUAUCAGAGCCAUUGAACGUUUCAGAAACUGUCAGACAGAUGCUCCAAGAUGAAAUGCUUAAAUUAGUUCAGCUGCAGCAAAUCAACUUUCUGAACUUAAUGCAAAUGGUGGGGUCAUCCUUUGCCAGCCUGCCAAAUACGCAGCAUCUUCUGCAGCAGUCACAGUCUAUUCAGUUGGGAGGAAGCCAGGCUUUACACACUGUAAGAGACAGUGGUGCUGACACAUCCCUUCCUGUACAGUCUGCAGACAUUUCUCCGGAGACUCAGCUGCCCACUAAAGAAAAUGCUGGAAAGUCUAAUAAAAAGAGCAGCUCUCAUUCUCAGGAAAGAAAUAUCCUAAAUGAUCAAAGCAGCAAAGAAAGUAUACAUAAUUAUCCAGAUGUGAAUAUUUCUUUAAGCCUAUCAGAGAGCCAGUCCAAUGGAACAGGAUUUAUUCCAGCAUCUCAAGACUUACUUCCUUCAGCUCCAGCCAGACCACUUCAUCUGUUAUCGAGUUCCCUAGAUAUCCAGAAGACACCCAAACUUAUCCCAGUUGCAAAAACUUUAAAUUAUGAAAAUGGCUUUCCUUUGCUUAAACUUGAAUCUGAUAAUUUAAAACCACUCAAUUUUUAUCCAUUAAAAGUUUCACAGGCUUUCAUCGGGUCACUCCCCCAACCAAGAGUAGUUUGGGAUCCAUCUAAUUAUUUACAGAACCCUCCACUGUCAUGUAUGCUAGGAGACAAGACUAUUUCAAUGACACACUUGAAUUUGAAUAAAUAUGAUCCUGAAAUUAUAAGGCAAGUAUAUGAAGAAAAGAAGAGUUGGGCAGAAGCUGAAAGCAAGAGGCCUCCUAAACUACUUAAUUUGGAUCAGUAUGAAGGAGAGCAAAAUCUUGCACCUCUGCAGCACCUUCGUACAAAUGUGAAUGCAGAGAAGCCACUGAGUUCUCAGAAUGCUUCCUUCUAUGGAACUUACCAGCAUUCAACUGGAAUUCCUUUACUGCACCUGCAGCUGGACCCAGCACCUAGAUUUCCACCGAUUAUAAGACCACCAGUCCCUGCUUCUUUAAUACCUGUUGGACCUAUAACUGAGGAGACCAGCUCUAGAGACACAUUACAGCACACAGGAAUAUCGAUUCUUCACGCUAAUUUACCUCCAAAAAACAAGUUCCGACCACCAAAACUGAUCCCAAUUCAAAAUCUCAUUGCAUUUGAGCAAAGCCGCCUGUGUACCAGUGCACCACACGACUUCAUUGGACAAGACCAUUCUGGUCAGAUUGAGUUGUUAAAAGCUAACACUGAGCCAUUUGAUGCAAGACACACGAAGAACAAUACAAAAAGGCAAAAGAGACAUGCUGAGAAACAGAUAAAAGAGAAGGAGGACGAGAAAAAAGCAAGUGUGACAUUCCGCCCAGAUGAUUCCAUUAUUAGUACUGAUGAUACAGAGAGAGUUUUUGAAACUGAGAUACAGGAUCAGCAAGCAGAACCCAGCUGUUAUCUUGAAGAUGAUUUUGUCAUUUCACUUGACACAGUGGGAGAGGCUAUUACUACUACAGCAGGUCUACACUACAUGGCUUCCACAAGGAAAAAACCCGCAGAAACUCAAGAUGCAAGCACAAAUACAGAUCCAGAACAUCUGGCUUCAAGAGUUCCUCAGAUGUUGCCACCAGAUAUGUACUUAAACUUCAAGCUCCACACAGAAGUAGGGGAGAGACUUUUACCAUCCUCUGUGUCUGAUACUGCAUAUGGUUUGAUUGGACACAAAUAUAUCAAUGUGAUUGACAUUGAAGACAGUGAUCUCUUAAAGGAUUUGCCUACUAUAGUCGAGUCUACAGAAGAGAUGGUUACCACACAACAAAAUGAGAACUUUGAAGUUCCAUCUUCUGCAAAGCUGCAUCACAUGGCAGCUUCUGUUACCAAUGCAAUUCCACCUAAUGCAUUUCAGGGAAAAGAUUACCAUCAAAAUGGUUUGUUCCCAGUGCAAGAAAGGAAUGUAAAAUCAGAUGCUGUUGGAGACAAUCUAACCUGGAACCUAUUGCAUGAGGAUGUCAGCAUCAUUCACUCUACAGGACUAUCAGCCAAAAUCAUUAGCAAAGAACACUUUUAUACAAAACUGCAGGAAAUGGAUAUACAACUGCAGGCAUUACAGAACAUAGCAGAAAAUAUGGAGAAGGAUUUCAGCAAUACUAAAUUGAUAGUAAAAACAAUAGAAGAUUUAGGAAUGGCUGCCAGUCCAAACUUGGGUGCAGCUUCCUUGUUCUCUGGAGAUGCGGGAAUUAUUGAUGAAGCAUCACCACGUUAUGUGAGCUCUGUGGACUUUGAAGAUCUUAUGGAUGAAGAAGAGGAGGGUUCAAGACCUGAAUAUUCUGUAACCCGUUAUACAGCCUUGCAAGCUCACUCUCUUUCUCCUGCAACUUCAUCUGCUAACCUUCUGAGUCAUAUAAAGUCAUCAUCCGACAUUCAUAUAAAUGAAGAUUUAGGUGAUAGUUUCAUAGACAAUCCCCUGCAAAUUACUGGACUGAGUGGUAUUACUGAUGUUAUUGAUGAUCUUGUAACAGAGGGUGGCAUUUCCACUACAGAACUGGGCAUUACAAAAACACAGGCUAGAAAUAUCUCCAGAAUCCAUGAUACUGCAGCUGGACAGUCUCCAAAAACAGAAAGAGAGAGAAAAGAGAUACAAGCGUGGAUGAAAAGAAAAAGAAAGGAAAGACUGGCAGAAUAUCUUAAAAAACUGGAUGAACAGAGAAAGAGAGAAUAUAAUCCAUUUAAUUUGAGAAAUAAUAUGCAAUUUGGUGUCUCUGCAAAGGAAAUCAAAUUGAGCCAGAAAAAGAAGGAUGAAAAAGAUAAAGCCCUGUUGUCUGAGCAUCAUAAUCUUAGAGUCUCACAAGCGCUUUCCCUAAUGAAUGAGAUGUUAUCCGAGACAGUGCAGCUUCCUGCAAGUGAAAACAAAACAAUGAGAUCCCCUCGAGAUUUCAGAAAGCAGUACCUCACAUCUGCGAGAGGUUGUCCUGGUAGUCGAAGUCUAUCAGCAAGUCAAGCUGAAAGGAGCAGAACUGCUGCCAAAUCUGACUUUGGUCAAGCAAGAUCCCAUUCGACUCCACCUCAGGGUUUAGCUCAAUCUGGGGGAACUGCCACUGUGGUAUUACAGAAGAAUAUAUCCAAAGGGAGGAUUAGAAAUGCAAGACAUUAUCCUGUUAAUUCUAGGCACGCCUCUGACGAUCAAACACUCAGCACAAGGAAUCUGAGAAGACCUACACCCCAUGCAGCUGCCAUUCAGAGAGAAGAGACAGGUCUUGAUUAUGAGUCUGAGCGAGAUUCAAUAAGUCCCUGGAGUGUCCCUGAUGAUAUCCAACGACUCCUUCAUGACGAUUACAAUUCCCUACUUGAGGUGUCUGUGCCUCAUGAAGAGGAUUGCUCUCCUCUUAGCAUUAAUGACAGUGUAUCUGAAAGCACAGGCAGUAUCUUGAGCAAACUGGAUUGGAAUGCUGUUGAAGCUAUGGUAGCGAAUAUGGAAGAAAAGUGAAAUUAAGAUAUCUUGACCUCUGUGCACUUUCAAAGCAGUUUAAUACAGUUAUUUAAUGCUUAAUAAUCAGGGGGAGUUCUAAAUAGUUAGCUUUCCAGGAAAUGUACGGCCCUAUCAUUCCAUUCUAUUUUUAACAGAACCCUUCAUUGAAAUCAAUUUGCAGUUAUGCUUAAAACUCAAUAGUGGAUUAUGGCUCUUGCACCAUGGAAAGUGUUUGAUUCUCUCUGAAAUAGGUUUCUCAGUUUCCUGGUUGAAGACCAUAUACUUUGGUGUUAAUGUGCAGUGUCUCUUCUUGUGCUCCGGACAGACCCUUGGAAUUACAUUACACUAACUGAGUGGAUAGGGGAAUUUGUGUGCCAAUAUUGACUAUUUCUCAAAAUAAGUGUAGAGGCAAUUUAAAGAGUUUUAAUGAUCAAGUUUUCUCCUUCAACUACUUUAAUAGCAACUCAGUGAAAAGUUUUAUAUUUUUAGAGCAAUGCAGUUUAUUUUUUUAGUGUUACUUGUUAAUAUACUUAAUCGUUGUGAUAUUUUGAUUUGGUUUUAAUAAAAUCUUGGUUUUGUCUCUA